Molecule: messenger RNA, 1113 nt
Organism: Cyphellophora europaea CBS 101466
Lineage: Eukaryota; Fungi; Ascomycota; Eurotiomycetes; Chaetothyriales; Cyphellophoraceae
Product: glucosamine-6-phosphate deaminase
Exons: 2
Coding region: 1-1113 (370 amino acids)
Biological process (GO): N-acetylneuraminate catabolic process; N-acetylglucosamine catabolic process; D-glucosamine catabolic process
Cellular component (GO): cytoplasm
Molecular function (GO): identical protein binding; glucosamine-6-phosphate deaminase activity
Source: RefSeq, a predicted model, not a curated record
AUGAAGGUCAUCAUUCGCGCCACGGCCUCCGAGGCCUCUCACCACCUCGCCGAACACAUAAUCCAGAGCAUCAACACCUUCACACCCACGGAGGCGCAUCCCAAGUUCGUCCUAGGUCUUCCCACCGGGUCGUCACCUGAGCGCAUCUACGCCAAACUCGUUGCGGCGCACCGUGCGCACCGCAUCUCAUUCGCCAAUGUCGUCACCUUCAACAUGGACGAGUACGUCGGUCUGCCAGAAGACCAUCCCGAGUCCUACCACUCCUUCAUGUACAAGCAUUUCUUUGCGCAUAUCGAUAUCGACCCGGCGAACGUGAAUAUUCUCAACGGCAAUGCCCCCAACCUAGCCGUCGAAUGCGCCGACUAUGAAGCUCGCAUGAAGGCAGCUGGUGGCAUUGACCUUUUCCUCGGCGGCAUCGGACCGGACGGUCAUAUCGCCUUCAACGAACCAGGCUCCUCGCUUGCCAGCCGCACAAGAGUCAAGACGUUAGCAGAAGACACAAUCCGCGCCAACUCAAGAUUCUUCAACAAUGACCUAUCACUCGUGCCUAAGCAGGCGCUAACUAUCGGUGUUGGCACAGUCAUGGAUGCGCGCGAGGUCUGCCUGAUCGUUCUGGGGGCGAGCAAGGCGAUUGCACUACAAAAGACGAUCGAGGGCGGUGUCAGUCAGAUGUGGACAGCAACCUGUCUACAGAUGCACCCGAACGCUACGAUCGCCUGCGACGAUGCCGCAACGGAGGAGAUGCUAGUCAAGACAGUCAAGUACUUCAAGUCCAUCGAGACAGUCAUCGCCCACACCACACCCGCCAACCAAAGCACCGCCAUCGAGACCCUCGCCUCCCCACUGCCCAUGACCCCGCCCCCCUCCACCGAGAAAGCAGCCGGCUGGCGCGGCGCCCUCAAAGAGCUACGCAUCGACACCAAGCAAGACCUCCCCGACAACGAAGACAUGGAGCUCACGCCCGACAGCAUGUCCGCACGCGUCGCCGCCAUCGACAGCGCCAUCGGCAUGAGCCCGCCCGAAAAGCGCAGAUCCCUCCCUCCCGUGCGCCAGAGCACCAUCGAUGGCGAUUUCGGAAACAUGCAUCGCCGAGUCAGCGGUGUUGGUGCUUGA